This is a messenger RNA of Hydractinia symbiolongicarpus, 9378 nucleotides long. Its product is annotated as trichohyalin-like. The transcript has 42 exons. Bases 132 to 8423 code for a protein of 2763 amino acids. The record is from RefSeq and is a predicted model, not a curated record. Lineage: Eukaryota; Metazoa; Cnidaria; Hydrozoa; Anthoathecata; Hydractiniidae.
UCACAAAAUUAUCCAGUGCAUUCUUUAAAUCCUACUUUCCUUUUCAGUUUUAGAAUGUAAAGUCUUACAUUAAAAGUAAACUGAAACUUUAUUCAAUGAAUUGAUGAUGGGCUUAUUGAUUGCUUCUUAAAAUGGUACAUCAAGACUUGGAUUAUCUUUUUGAUACGCUGGAUGUUAGCUGCCAAGGCUAUAUAGAAUGGAUAGACUUGCAAGAAUUUGAUGAAACCGUGUAUUCCAAACCACUGGAUAUUGAACAACUGGAAGCAACCAUCAACACAGUAUGUGGCCCAAGUUCAAAUGGAAAAUGCCGCAAAGAAUAUUUCCCUGACGUUGUGAGAGAGCUUGAAAGACGGCAUGUUAUGGAAGAAAAAGUUAAAUGGGAUUUUCGAGCUUUGGAUGUUGAAGAUGUUGGUCGGAUUUCCAUAAAGUCUGCCUUGUUUUUGUUCAAGGCUGUGCAUGGUAAUCGGUUCUCACAAGCGUAUUGGAGAAAAUUUUUAGAAGGUCGUGUUAAUUCUGAUGAGGAUGUGUGUUUUGAUGAAGCCAAAUUAUUUUUGUGCAAUGUUCCAGAAUUUGCUUCAGCUAACACGGAUGAAGACUACCUAGAGCAAGAAAAAGCAAUCACAGAACGUGUACAACAGAAAGAUUAUGAAAACCAUUCAGAACUGCAGAAACUUCAGGAAGAUGAUGCUUAUUUAGCAGCAAAAGAAAGAGAACGGCAAGCUGUGUCCUUAAAAAUAAAAAACAGAGCAGAUCAUUUAUUAAAUCGCAUGGAUGAGAUUGGAAUGCAAGCCUUGCUUGAAGAUGACCUCAUGGAGGGUAUGGAGUUUGAAGGAAGACCAAAAGAAAAAGUUACUGCCACAGAGUUGUUAAAUGCACUCAAAGAAAAAUAUGAAGUUCUUCGUGAGAAACUACUGCAUCAAAUGUUACGCAUUCAUGUUGGUGAAGGCAUGUGGCAGACCCUCACUGAGCAUGAGCAACAUGAAAAGUUGUUUCAAUUGAAGCUAAAAGAAGAAAAGUUACGUAAAGAGGGAAAACUGGACACCAUGGCAAUUCAUCUGCCAGGAUCUCGUGUUUCUCUAAAGUUUAAUUUGUUCUCACUGGUGGGAGAAUCUGGUACGGAAUUAGAGAAGAGGUUGUCUGAAGAAGAACAGAAGGUCCAGGAAAGUGGCUUGUCUAAAGAUGAAGUCAGAAAUGAAUUUCUCAAAAAAUUGGAUCAAAGAGAAAUGGAACAUUCCUCGACAGAGGCUGUGUUGGUUGAUAUUAACAACCGAUACACAUAUGAGAGAGAAGUUUUAACGAACAAACUGCAAGGCUUAUCUGGUUUUACCACUUUAAAUCCAUUCGAAAGAGAAAACAUAUUAUUUUGUUUGGUUCAAGCAAGGCUUCGUGGUACUCAAGAAAGUGCUUUCGCAAGUUGUGGUAUUUGUGUAGGAUUAAGUGAAAGAGUUCAACCUCAAAAGGAUGCAAGAUUUGACAAAGACCCACAAAAACAAUCCAAUCUCAGUACUUACCGAAUUCAGCACCACAAAAAUAAACGUGCCCAUGAUGGACCCACUGUUCCUCCAAAGUUGUUUCCAUUAAAGUCAAAGUUAGGCCGUGUUGAUCUUGUCCUGCAACUUGUUCAAGAAAGUGAACGCCGAUUUGCUCUGGAACGAGAAGCUCUACUUACUAUGAUGAACUCCAAAGAUUGUUUAAUGCACAGAAUGUCUGCUCGAAAAUUAAAUCAAGAUGAGCGGAAAGGCCAGCUAACAGUUUUGAUGGCUCAAUGGCAGGGAUGGAGAGCAAAACCGUCAAGUGAAAAGCUUCAGCUUCUUUCUCAGAAUCGUCGUUGUUUAGAAGAGGCAAUUGCUUUAAAAUAUGAAUCCUUGAAAGAAGAGAAGCUCUUAGAGAAAAAUGGAAAUAUCGAAGAUGGCAUUGCUGGCAUAACUCUGCUGACAUCUUUGCAGAUAAAACAGGAUCAAGUUUGCCAAAAUCUUUUGAAUGUUGGUACCAUGACCAAAAAUGAACUCGACGGUUUGCGCAACGAACAAGUUCAAGCUAUUACUGAGGAAUGGUUUGAUAAUGUUGCUGUUGUUGUUUUCGGUAUUAUUGAAACUUCAGAUGAAGAGGAGGAACUGCUACAAGCAUUGAAUGAUAAAUAUGACACUUUACGCGAUAAGUUGCUAAUGGAUGCGUUAAUGAAGCAAUAUAGUCAGGCUGAAUGGGAUAAACUGUCAGAACAAGAAAGACAAAACCGACUUGCGAAGUUGAAGCUCUUGGAAAAGAAACUACGACAAGAAGGAAAGUUUGACGAACUAGCAAAGUUACUUGGUGAUGCUGCUCAAGAUUCUGACCUAUUAAAUAAAAUGCUAGGGGAAAAUCGACAGAAAUAUCUAGAUCAAUUAAAUGAGUGCCUACGCAACCGUCAACGUCGCAUUGAAGCUGGUGAAGAUCCUGAUUCAAUAGAAAGUGAAAUGGAAGAGCUUUCUGAAACAUCAUCGGGGAAUAUAUUGCGAGAUUUAGAUAAACGCUUUGAAGAUGAAAGGGAUGCGUUACUCAGAAGGCUAAGGGAAGAGAAUGACCGUAAAAACAGAGAACGAGAUCGACAAGCUGAACUUGCAAGAUUAAGGUUAGAGGCUCGAAAAGCUGGCAGGGAAGCUAAUUUUGGCAGUGCAGCAUUGGUACUUGGCCUAGCUGAACGCAACAAGGCUGCUUUAGAAGAUAGGUUAAAGAAUGACAGGGAGAGGCAAGAACAGUUAGCUCGAGAACGUUUAGCAGCCCGUCGAAGAAGAAAGUCAACAAAAGCAGAAGAGGAACAAAACGAGAUUGAACCUUCAGCAGAUGACAUAACUGGUUGGCAAGAUUUUGUUCUAAAAGAGCUAGCACGCAAACAGGAAAUUGAGAGAAAUUUAUUUGUUGAUAUGAUGCAAGAAAAAGAAUCAGAGGAUUUGAAACAAGAAGCGAGAGAAAUGACCAGUGAUGAUUUGAAUGAAAGGUUAAACAAGUUAAAAGCUAAACGAGAUGAGUUGGAUUUCGCAGUAAAAUCUGACCAAGAGGAGCAUGUCUCUAUUUUGGAGAUGGCAAUGGCAGUAAAAUUCAUAAGCAAAGAAGCAAUCCUCAAAGGUACAUCUGGGAAAGAUCCAACAGCUGAUGAUGUCAUUGUUGCAUUAAUGGCUGAUCUACAACAACUUCAAGAUGACGAAACACGUUUGGUUGUUGACCAGUUGCCUACAAUGGAACAAACCCAAUUGGUGUCACUUCGAAACCAAUUUGUUGAGGAGAGACAGUUUGGUAAAGUAGAAAAUGUUGCAAAACUGAUUUUCUCGUAUGGAGGUUCCACCAGUGAUAACGAGAUGGUAAAAGCUCUAGAUAAGAAAUAUGAUGCUUUGUUGGAUAAACUAGCUUUGGAAGCUCUAAAGAAACAAAUGAGUGAUGCUGAGUGGGCAAAAUUAUCUGAACAAGAAAGACAAGCCAAAUUAAUAAAAAUGAGGCUUGAACAAAAACGUUUGCUUAAAGAAGGAAAAUUGGAUGAAGCUGCUCGACUUCUUGGGGAUGGUUUCAAAGCAGAUGCUAAUUUAAAGAAACUAAUGGGUGAAAACAAAAAGAAGUAUGAUGAACUACUUCAAGAAAGACUGCGCCAACGUAGAGAACGCAUAGCAAAAGGUGAACCUGUUGAUGAUCUGGAUAUUGAUGCAUUACCUGAAGAAGAGACUGAAGAACAAACAGCAGAUGCAAAAACAAUACUUGAAGAUCUUCAGAAAAGGUAUGACGAUGAAAAGGAAGCCUUACUUGCAAGACUUCAUGGUACUGAUUCGCAAUUUAUGAAUGAGCGAGAAAGGCAGGCAGAAUUGGCAAGACUACGGAGAGAGCAAAGAAAAGCUGAGCUUGAAGAAAAAUUUGGUGCAGCUGCAAUGGUUUUAGGCUUGGCUGAGAGAAACAGUGCUGCAUUGAAAGAAAGACUGCAAAAUGACCGUUCGCGACAAGAACAAUUAGCAAAGGAAAGGUUAGAGCGCCUACGCCAAAAACGUUUGUCAGCGAGUAAAGUUGAGACUGAAAUUGUGAAAGAAGGCUCAGAGGUAAACAAUGCUGUCAUGAAACAUAUGGAAAAGAGACAUGCUUUGGAGCAAGAGGACUUGGUUGAGUAUAUAAAGCUAGAAAAUAAUCAACAUCUCGAUGCAUCAUUGGUAAUGACAAUGACAGACCGGCAAACACGCCUUCAACAACUAAAAGAAUUGAUCAACAUUAAUGAUGAUUACAAUGAUACUUUGAAUGAAAUGGCUGCAUUAAAAAGCAUGAAUCGUAAGACCGCACUAAAUUCAAUAAAUCAAGAGAGACGGAUAAGCCCUGAUGACGUUGUUGUAUCUGUUUUGGCUGAUUUGCAACAAAUACAAGAUGAAGAAAGUGAAGCAGUACUAAAGAGUUUGCCAGAGAAGAGUUCAGAAGAUUUGAUUGAAAUGCAGGAGCAUGAUGAGAAAUUAUGUAGCGAGAGGAAAUUUCCUAACCUUGUGUUCGUUCUCACAAUGGCUGAAGCAACAAAGAAGACAGAUGCGAAUGAUUUGAUUGAUGCGUUGGAAACAAAGUACGAUGCGUUAAAGGAUAAGCUGAUUUUAGAUGCCCUGGAAAAACAAAUGGGUGAUCUUCAAUGGGCAGCAAUGAACGAACAAGAAAGACAACGGCAGUUGAUGAAGAUUAAAUUAGAACAAAAAAAAUUAAAACAGGAAGGUAAGCAAGAUGAAGCCACAAGAAUAAUGAACGAUCUUCUGAAGCAAGAUACUAAUAUUCAGUCUUUACUUGGUUCAUCAAAAGCUGAACAAGAAAGGCGUUUACAAGAGAAGUUAGAGCAACGUAAAAAGAGGCGAGAGCAAGGGAUGAGUUAUCUGGAUAUUGCCAAAUUAGAAGAAGACGAAGAUAAAGAGUUUGAAGAAGAAGUGGCGAACACAACUUCAGGAAAUAUUUUGCAAGAUUUAGAGAAAAACUUUGAAUCAGAGAAAGAAGCUUUACUUGGAAUGUUAAAAGGUACUGAUUCAAGACUGGACAAUGAACGCCAACGUCAGCUAGCUUUAGCACGGUUGCGAAGGGAAGCAAAAAAAGCACAAGCCGAAGAAAAGUACGAUGCAGCUGCACUGGUACUUGGUAUGGCGAAGUCUCAACAAGCCAGUCUUAGUGCAAAAUUGGCUAGUAAUCGACUACGUCAAGAACAACUAGCAAGAGAAAGAUUGCAAGCAAGGAAGAACAAACGUCUUGCAGCGGCUGCUACUUCAGAAGAACAGAUCGAUGAAAGUGCAGCAAACACUGAUGAUGUUUUAGUGUUGCAAGAGAAUGUUUUAAGUGAAAUGGAAAAAAAACACACGUCAGAACGUGAAUUGUUAAUCCGUUUAAUCCAAGAAUCUGCAUCCAGUGAGUUGGGAAAGAAAGCCAGUGAAAUGACUUCAAAUGAACGAAAAACAAAACUUUUCGAGCUAAAGGAAUUUCGAAAUCAGUGGAGAGAAAGCAAUGAUAAUCCUGACGAGCAAUUUGAAAUAUUCCAAGAGGCGGUUGCGUUUAAGAUUGAAGAGUUGAAGGGAGAGUUGGAAGACGAAGACGUUGAAGUAAAGUUGCUUGCUGACUUGCAAGAUAGCCAGGAUAAAGAAGCAGAACUUAUGAUGAAAGAUCUUGCGGAUAAGAAUGCGCAAACGUUAAAACAACUUGUGAAAAUCCAACAAUUGGCGCGCCAGUCAAAAUGGAAUGACAAUGUUGCCGUGGCUUUGUUAGGUGUUAAAAUGCUGACGUCAGCGGAUGAAGGAGAAGAUGAAUUGGUAGAUGCGUUAAAAGAAAAAUAUGACGCUUUAAAAGAGAAGAUUUUCCUGGAAGCACUUAAAGCUAAAUUCGGUGAUGCAUGGGAUGAGAUGUCUGAGAAGGAGAAACAAGAACAUUUGGCGAAGAUGAAAGCAAACGAAGAGUUGAACACAGGUGACGAAGAAACUCAACGUGAUCUUGACUCGAUUGAUUUGCCUGGCAUGGAGAAAUUAGUCGGGAAAACACGUGCUAAGCAAGAACGCAAACUGAAAGACCGCAUGGAGAAAAGAAAGCGCGCGAAAGCUGAAGGUAAGUCGAUGGACGAAAUCGAGGCUGAAGAACGGAAAGAAGAUGAGAAUGAAGAAAAUGAUAUGGUGAAGGGAAGCGAGGCAUUAAAAAAAUUACAGGAUCAAUUUGAGAGUGAGAAGAACGCCAUUUUGGAGAGGCUGAUGAACAAUGACACAAAGGAGAUGAACGAACGUGAACGACAACUUGCUUUAGCUCUCCUUCGGAGAGAAAAAAUGCGAAUCAAAAGAGAAGAAAAAUAUGACGGAGCAGCUUUAGUUCUUAACCUGGCUAAACAAAAUAAAGCAAAGCUGGAGGAGAGUUAUGAAACUGAGCGAGCACGUCAAGAACAGCUCGCCAGAGAAAGAAUUGAAGCCAUGAAAAAGAAGAGGAAUGAGAAGAAGAGCGAAAAAGAAAAACUCAUGGACGAAGAAAAGACGGACCAGAAUGAAGAUUUGGUUGCUGUUGAACAGAUGCAACGGGAAGGAACUGUUGCGCUUCACGACUCUGUUCUUAAUGAAAUGGAAAAGAAACAUGCCAAUGAGCAAGAGACUCUUCUUGCCAUGGUUGGAGACAUCGAGACAAACGCUCUCGAAGCUGGCCUGAAUAUGUCUGACGAUGAUAGACGAGAGAAACUGAGUUUGAUUUCCAUCUCAAGAAACAAGUCUAAAGAACAAUCGAGAAGAUUUCUAAAUUCACAACCACCUGAGCAUACAAUGAACAAGGAAGAGAAAGAAGUUUUUAAUACAAACGUGGGAGAUGGCCGCACUGCACAUCAGAAAAUACUAAAAUAUGGAUUAACGUUGGCCCUGGCAGGUAAAAUGAAGGCACUACCCACAGACACUUCUCAAGAAAAUCUAAAGGAUGACGCUACAGUAUUGUUAAUGGCUGAUCUGCAAGAAAAACAAACGCAGGAAAAUAACGCAUUAAUGCAAGCUCUUACCCAGUCUGACCGCGAAAUAGCCGAACGUUUGAAGCUCGAACAGCGGAAAUCACGUCGAGCCGGAUGGAUGGAUAACACAGCAUUGGUUGUGUUCGGCGACAGAACAACGAGUGGGAAGUCGGACAGUAAAGCACAAGAAAACGAAUUGAAAGAAGAGGAACAAAAACUCCAACAAGAAGCAGAAGAACAGCUAGCUAAACUUGAAAAAGAAAUUGAAGAAGAAAAACAGAAACAACUUUCCUCAAUGAGUGAAGAUGAAAUCGCCAGUUUCAUGGAAGAACUUCAACGACAGGAAAAUGCCAAGCGAUCGGCCAUACAAGAUCAACUUUCCCGACAAAAAGAAAUCGCACUGCAACGACUUGCAGAAAAACGUCGAAAACGCGACGACAAAUUAUACGAAAACGAUCUAGCGUCGGCUAUGAUAGUUAACGCCCACAAGAGGACGGAAAUGAUGCGAGAAAAAACCAUGGCGUUACAGGGCGCACAAAAAGAUUCGUUGGAAGAGCGACUGCGUCGGCGUCGGGAAGAUCGAAAACGACGUCAAGAAGAAGCCGCUGAAAAAGAACGGCUUGAAAUGGAGGCGGAAAAGAAGAAACAGGAGGAAAAAGCUGAACAAGCGAGAAAAGAAAGCGAAGAAAAAGAAGAAGAUAAACGUGAAGAAACAGCUUCAAGCGACGAUACCGCGCAAACAACGCCCACUGAUAAAGCGCCCGAAGUGAAGAAAAAGAAACCCAUGCCGCCCCUGCCAGGAGGCGGUAUGCGUCGUGAGAAGACGGUUGUUGAGCAAGCAGCGGAGAUCACAGAUAAUCAGAAACAGAAAAUGAUUAACAUGUUGAUGCGGGAACAGACCUCGCUUGCUGUGAAGAUUGGAAGAGAGAAGACUAGACAAGAAGAACGGGUUCGAGAACUUCGAGAGAAGAGAAGGCGUAAGAUGGACGCUCGUGAAGAAGAAGCUGCUGCAGUGUUGGGCUUAGGUGAAAGACAAAAAACUAUCGUUGAGGAUCGUAAGAAGGGAGAGAGAGACCGACAGAUUGGUCAAAUUCGUGAACGUGUCAAUCGCAUCAAACACGAGCGGACGAUGACGAUGAAAGAUCCUACAGUCAAUCGAAGUAAGAAAAGUUUUGCAAAUAUGGCGCAAGACCAACCGGAUGGUCUGACCGAAGACGAAAAAAUGCAACGUAUUGCGAAAGAAAUGGAGAAGAAAUUCAAAGAAGGUGGAGUUCAGAGUGUGACCACGGAACUUACGCAGGAAGAAGAAGAAGAAAUAAAAAAAGAGAAAGAAGAUGAAGAUCUGAAAGAUACUUCUCAGUCGCGUGGAAAACUCGACGCAAAAACAAAAGCGCAGAUUUUAAAAGAACGUCAAAAAGCAAAGAAACUUCGUCGAACCAGCAACAUGCCGCCGUCGGCAGGUGGAGAAGCCAGCGGCAACGAAGAUGGUUAGAAGGUAUGCACGUAAGUAUCAUCGUGAGUGGUUUUCACGUAUGACCUUUUUACACAAUGUACAUACUUUGUAAGUAUUGAUUUAUUGAUUUUGUGGUAUGAUUUUUAGCUUAUUUAUUUGUUGAUUAAAAGAUUUUUUAUGUAAAGCGUUGUAUUUUUGUAAAUUUGACAGAUAACUUUUUACUGAUAUAUUGGUACCGAUAAAAUAUUUAAAAGCACCAGUUUGUGGUUGUAAGAUAACGCAGAUGUCGUUUUAUUAAAAUGGGUGCUAAAUACAUCAAGCUUGGGCGUCCUUAUUUAUAAAAGGCAUUCAUUGAUUUCUUACCCUCAAUAUCGAUUAGUGGCGGUCAUUCGCUUAAAUACAUGAUACUACGUGUAAACACGUGAUGCUAUUCUAAUAUGUGACAGAAUUUUCCAGUGUCUCAAACCUUCUUGAAACUUUUUAACACAUACUACCCCUGAAAACUCCCAGAAUACUGCUUAAAAAACUUCUUGGUUGUUUUAAAAGGGGGGAAUUUGAAUCUAUUUUUUGUUAUUUUUUUUUAAAUCAUACGGAAGCUGUUUUCAGUUUUCUUUCUCUCGUUAAAAUUUUUUUUGUCGAACUAAUUAACACCUAGAAGGAGGUCACUCCUUGAAACCUCUUGGAAUUUUUUUUUAAAAACUGAGAGACCACCCCGUGCAUAUUAUCUCCAUCUUCAUAUUUUAGCUUAGUUUCAUGUAACCUCGCACCGACCCUGUGUCAAAAAGUUUAAAAAAAUCCUGGGAUCUAUUAAAGCAUUCUUGUCAUCAAUCGUUACAUCAUUUAAAAGAAGCGAUAAAGUAUUUGUUUCCUAUGUCAUUCCCAGGGCUUCUUUUUUUGCUUCAAUAUGGCGCACAUAGCUGUAGCUUGCACUAACUAAGUAUAGUUUUCUAUUUUGUAAUACAAAAUAUCAUUCAAAUAUAUCGUCACAUGAAAA